Messenger RNA from Symbiodinium sp. CCMP2592, 1290 nucleotides. Lineage: Eukaryota; Dinophyceae; Suessiales; Symbiodiniaceae. The record is from the annotation of a GenBank genome assembly.
AUGGGGCCACCACCAGAGCCAGCCUUCUCAACUGCGGAAGAGUCCAUCCAGAGCUUCCAGCAGGCAAACUUCGACGUGCCAUUGAUGAGGAAAUGGCAUUGGCUCCUCCACUUGCCAGAUAUUCUCCAACGGCUCCAGAAAACCGCCGCCUUCGAGAUCCACUUGCUCAACCAGGUGCUCGCAACGGAGAUCACCACUUUGAAACAGCUGCAAUUCCUCAACCAGUUUGUGGAAUGCUCAGCAAGUGAAGCCAUGGUUGCUUCCAUCGCGAGGCUCGCAAGGGGCGGUGCCAUCCAUGCCAACGACGUCGUGGUGUUCCACCAGGAAGACGGAAGAUGGGACAUGGGCCAAGUGCUUUUCCAUUUGGAGCUUGGAGGCGACAAAGCCACACACGUCCAACGUUGGAGGCCAACAGAGACACAGAAGACAAAACAGUUCGCCAAGUGCCCCAUCACCAACGAGCAAGGCUUCGUGUCCAUGGACUCCUUGCUGUACCCACUGGUGUACAGCAAAACCACAGAGAGCGAGGCCACUGUGCUGCUACCGUACCAGCUGUACCACAGGAUUCCAAGUACUCGCCGCCAUGCCACCACUCCCUGGAAGGGUGACAGAGUAGUGCUCGUCGCCUACACUGUCAACACGUUAGGCAAACAGCUUGAGGACGAGUAUCAAAGGCGAACGCAGUCUGAGCACGCCCUGCUGGCUUGCCAACCAGACACCGAGACACAGAUUGAGGAGGAGGUGGGCCCAACCGAAGACUCCUUGCCGGAGCAACCUGUGCUGUGGGAGCUGUGGGCUCCAGACCCGCAGACAGGUGAGCAGCUGUGUGUUCUCCGGUCUGACCGAUCGGACACGAGUGAAGCGCGUGCCAUUUGCAAGUCUGAGCCGGUUUACACUACCAACGUGGAGCUGCUCGCUUGGUUGCUUGUGGCAACCACGCCCCAGGCACGGGUUCCGAAGUCCACGCUUCAGGUGCUGCUGCAGAGCAGUAAAGAGGUGAUCGCAGCCUUGGCUACAGCCAUCCUUGCCUACACUGAAACCCAAGCGGUGGGCACUGAGACCUUGGCGCAGCAAGACCUGCAGCUGAGUGCCUUCGCUGUCCUACUCGCUUUCUUUCAGGUCGUAAGUGCUGCCAGCCAGACAACGGAAGAGGAAGAGGACUUGUCUCUCCCCGUGUCGCUUGAUGCAGAUAUGAUGUUGGCAGUAUCCAUCAUCUGCAUUGGUAUCUGCUUCAUUGCAGUGUGGGUGUUCUUCAAAUGGUGCCUUCAAGGCGUCAUCUCCCGCCGAUAG